GAGCUGAGUGAGCCAGAUUGGAGCCCGGCUGAUUGUGGAGAGCAGAGGCCUGAUGGCUACUCCGCCACUGCCGCCGCUGCUGCUGCUGCUGCUGCUGCUGCCUCACGCCCACCAUCGGCUGGCCCUGAGAAGCGUUCUGGCCACCCAGAGGGCCCAGGACUCUCCUGCUGUGCACCUCAUCAAUGGCCUAGGACAGGAGCCUAUCCAAGUGCUGACCUUUGACCUCACCAGGCUCGUCAAAGCCUCCUCCUCCUUUGAGCUCCGAACGUGGGAUUCAGAGGGAGUGAUUUUUUAUGGGGAUACCAGCCCUAAAGAUGACUGGUUCAUGCUGGGACUUCGGGACGGGAGGCCGGAGAUCCAAAUGCACAAUCCCUGGGCCCAGCUGACUGUGGGCGCUGGACCCCGGCUGGAUGACGGCAGCUGGCAUCAGGUGCACGUAAAGAUCAGGGGUGACUCGGUGCUGCUGGAGGUGGAUGGGGAGGAGGUGCUGCGCCUGAGCCAGGUGUCUGGGACCCUGCACAACAAACCCCAGCCCGUCAUGAAGCUGGCAGUGGGGGGGCUGCUCUUCCCCCCCUCCAGCCUUCGGUUACCGCUGGUCCCUGCGCUGGAUGGCUGCCUGCGCCGCGGUAGUUGGCUGGACCCACAGGCCCAGAUCUCAGCCUCUGCCCAUGCCAGCCGCAGAAGCUGUGAUGUGGAGUUGCAGCCUGGGAUAUUCUUCCCUCCAGGGACUCACGCAGAAUUCAGUCUCCAAGACAUUCCCCAGCCCCAGACAGAGCCCUGGGCCUUCUCUUUGGACCUUGAACUCAAGCCCUCCGAGGGCUCAGGCCGCCUUCUUGCCCUUGGGACGCCAGAGGACCCUAAUUGGCUCAGCCUUCACCUGCAAGAUCAAAAGGUGGUGCUGUCUUCUGGGAUGGAACCAGGGCUGGAUCUGCCCCUGGCCUGGGGACUCCCUCUUCAGCUGAAGCUGGGUGUAUCCACGGCGGUCUUGAGCCAGGGGUCAAAGAAGCAGGCCCUGGGUCUGCCUCCCUCGGGCCUUGGCCCCCUCCUCAACCUCUGGGCCCAGCCUCAGGGGCGUCUCUUCCUGGGGGCCUUACCAGGAGAGGACUCUUCUGCCUCCUUUUGCUUGGACGGCCUUUGGGCACAAGGCCAGAAGUUGGACAUGGACAAGGCCCUGAACAGAAGCCAAGACAUCUGGACUCACAGCUGUCCCUCGAGCCCAGGCAAUGGCACCGACACCUCCCAUUAAAGCCCCCUUGCAUCUC
Molecule: messenger RNA, 1262 nt
Organism: Oryctolagus cuniculus (rabbit)
Lineage: Eukaryota; Metazoa; Chordata; Mammalia; Lagomorpha; Leporidae
Gene: SHBG
Product: sex hormone binding globulin
Molecular function (GO): steroid binding
Source: RefSeq, marked provisional